This is a messenger RNA of Rosa chinensis, 348 nucleotides long. RefSeq names its product protein NIM1-INTERACTING 3. The transcript has a single exon. The record is from RefSeq and is a predicted model, not a curated record. Gene Ontology annotation, biological process: regulation of systemic acquired resistance. Lineage: Eukaryota; Viridiplantae; Streptophyta; Magnoliopsida; Rosales; Rosaceae. Bases 1 to 348 code for a protein of 115 amino acids.
AUGGAAGGAGACAGAAAGAAGAGGAAGAUGAAUUACGAAGAAGAGGAUGAAGAGGAAAAGAUUGAGAAGUUCUUUGCUCUGAUUAAGAGUACAAGGCAGGUGUGUGAGAUGCUCAGGGGCAGCUCGAACUGGCCAUUGGAGAAGAAAUAUCAGAAUAAGAAGGAAGAGGAUCGAGAGAAGAGAAUCGGCGGUGCUUGGAACCCGGCAUUUCAACCAGAAGACUUCCUUGAUCAAGAUGAUAAAGCCACUAGUGAUGGUCAUGGUGCAGGUCCUUCGAAGAAUCAAGAAGAAGACAAAAAGGAAGAAGAUAAAGGAGGUGAUGGUUUAGACCUGAAGCUUUCUCUGUAG